UUUGCCACAUUCAACAUGGCGGACGCUCUGACGCAUCCGCAGAACCCGCCCGACGAGGCGUCUACGUAUAACCAAAACUACAUCUCCCACAACCCCGCAGUCCUCUGGCACAAAGCGUCAUCAGGUCGCGUCGAGACAAAACAGAAUCAGGAAAAGCCAGCAAGUGCAUCUGCAGCGGAGUGUUCCUGCCGAACUUCGGUGUCUGCCAUGGCGGGCUCAGCCACCUCCGGUUCUAAAGAGCGCCCAGCUGCCAGGACCAGCUUCAUCCCAGAGCUGCAGAGCAUGAUGUUUGCUCUGGGAGACGCCCGCAGGCCUCUGUAUGAAACGGCGGCGCUCGUGGAGGACGUCGUUCACACGCAGCUCAUCAACAUGCUGCACCAGGCCUGUGAGGGUGCAGCGCUUCGUGGUUCCAGGGUCAUUUCAGCGGAGGACAUCCUCUUCCUGAUGAGGAGAGACAAGAGGAAACUGGCGCGGUUAUUACAGUAUCUUCAGUUCAGAGAUUACAAAUCCAAGCUACUAAAAACUCUAGAGGAAGAAGACGCGCAGCAGGAGCAGGGUGGUGCGGCUGCUGGCGGUAAUCCACGCAGGCAGCGGUUGGCCCAGGACUUCCUGGCAUGGAUGGAUCAAACUGGGGAAUACCUUUCACUGGCUGAGAGACAAGAAGUUGACCCAGUCAAAGUGGAGAGGAUGGAGCGUUUAGAGCGACACACGCGAAAUAUGGAUGUAGCUCAGUACACAGAGUUCUGCGAGAGUCGACAGCUGAGCUUCGCCAAAAAAGCAUCAAAGUUUCGGGACUGGCUGGACUGCAGCAACCUGGAGCUCAAACCCAACAGCAUGGCCACAGAGAUCCUCUCAUACCUGGCCUACGAGACGGUUGCUCAGAUUGUAGAUUUAUCUCUGUUAGUGAAGCAGGAGAUGACUGUGAAGAUGAACCCGGUCAGCCACGUUAUCUCUGCCAGCUACAUCCACUACAACACCCACCCUGAGGUCAAGAAGGAUCCAGAUUCGCCCGAAGCCACGCCCCCCUCCACACCAGGCUCCUCCCACUCCUCAAAGCCCCUCCUCCAGGGGAACGGCGGCGCCGACAGCCGAGCGAGGCAGAGGAAACGGAAAAAGAGCUCUCCGGCCACAGUGGAGCCCCCCAGUGGAGCCAUCCAGCCGUGUCACAUCAGAGAGGCCAUCAGAAGAUACAACUACAGGCACACGAGCGCCUACAGGAAGAGCGGGAUGGCUUUCCUCGUCUGCUGAUGCAUCACUUUCUACUCAUUUUCUAUGUGUCAUUUGUUUAAUUUUUUAGUAUUAAAAACCCCCAAAAUGUACACAAGGACUUUGUGGUUUUCAUUGAUGAAAAACUUUAUUUGUCACUA
Messenger RNA from Fundulus heteroclitus (mummichog), 1367 nucleotides. RefSeq names its product SPT3 homolog, SAGA and STAGA complex component (gene supt3h). The record is from RefSeq and is a predicted model, not a curated record. The coding region runs from base 16 to 1248 and encodes 410 amino acids. The transcript has 12 exons. Lineage: Eukaryota; Metazoa; Chordata; Actinopteri; Cyprinodontiformes; Fundulidae. Gene Ontology annotation, biological process: transcription by RNA polymerase II. Gene Ontology annotation, molecular function: protein heterodimerization activity; transcription coactivator activity.